GUUUCGCCGCCUGGUAUGAGGUGGGGUCGGCGUUGAAGAGGCGUCGGGCGGCCGUGUGUGCCAAGAGUUUGAGGAAAACCGGCACUUCCGCGCAGGGGCAGCCAUAUGUCUCGACCGCAAGGGGGAAGAAGCCGACGUACUCUGCUUGUGGCGGUACAUGUCGAUCUUCUUGUCCGCUUGCUCCCUUGCCAUGUAACCGCGCCCCUUGCGGGCGAGGGGAUCCCUGGAGCUGACUGGGUCCGUGACCGUGACGUCGCAGAUCCAGACUGCUCCCGAGUCCCGGUCCCGGAUGGCGAGGUCGGCUGUUUUGCCAUCGACCGGGUUGUAUAGGGCUGUCUCUUUCGAGACGAUGAGCUGCGCGUCUUGGCCCAUACGGAUGCAUUUGUCCCGAAGGGCGUUGUGUGUAUCGGUGCGCCCGUGCCCUGUCCGACAGCGAAAUAGGUGGUUGGGGAGCCGUGGGUCCGGGAUCUGGGUCUUCUUGGCGCAGUUGCACACCUUGGGCGCGGGGAAGGGGAGGCCCAGGCGGAAGGCGAGGGCUAUGGCAAAAUGAGGGGCACUCGCCGCUCGCGUUGAUUCCGCCCUGCUUGCCUCUGCCCCCGAUCCGGUCUAUCGCGUUCAUCAUCCCCAGCUGAAUCUUCCGUGCUAGUCUCUUCCCUUGUCUCCUGCCUAUAAGUGGCAUCCGCACGCUCCUCAGCAGCAUUCGUGUUGUCAGCCACGUUUUCUCUUAAAGCCCUUCCCACAGCCCUGUGGAAGCCGUUCAGUGGUCCACCGUUAGCCAUCUGACUUGGCCGCGCCGCGAGCGACGGCGGCCGAAGGCCGCUGGCGCGAGCCGCCACCAAGGGUGGGAGAAAAGAAAGAACUGAAAACUAAACAGGAAGAAUGAGCUAGGGAGAGAGCUUAUAUAGCUAGGGAGGGACUCAUGCUCUCUCUCUCUCGCUCUCUUUCUCCUCUCUCUCGCCACCAAGGGUGGGAGAAAAGAAAGAACUGAAAACUAAACAGGAAGAAUGAGCUAGGGAGAGAGCUUAUAUAGCUAGGGAGGGACUCAUGGUCUCUCUCUCUCUCUCUCUCUCUCAAGCGGUCCUUUUAUUCCUUGGAAACCUUGGUACAGGCUAGGCAGGCAAAGGGCAGCAAGUCAAGGUGCCAUAUCGGCGUCAGGGGUGCCCACUGGGGUGUGGGUGGCGGGGGAGGCUUGAUUUACUUUGCCCAGGUAAGCCAAGGCCUGCGCCCGCUGCAGCGUCACUGACCAUCGUUGACGAAACUGGUGGAGCAGUUUCGCUGCCUGGUAGGAGCUUGGGUCUGCAUUGAAGAGUCGCCUGGCCCCUGUGUCUGCCAGCAGCUUCAAAAAGGUAGGGACCUCGGCGCAGGGGCAGCCAUAUGUCUCGACCGCCAGUGGGAAGAAACCAACGUAGGGAGCCCGAUUUCGGUAAUGGGAGAUUUUCUUGUCGGCUUGUACCCGGGCCAUGGCAUUAUGGGUGUCAGUCCGUCCGUGCCCAGCGCCACACCGAAGCAGGUGGUUGGGCAGCCUAGUGUCGAGGAUUUCGAAUUCCUCGGCGCAGUUGCAACCAGGGAAAAGAGGCGUUGGGUGUGCCCGGAGUGUGGGUUUGGGUCCAUUGUCCGCGUGGCUGCCACCUGGUCGGCGUAUCGCACGGCCUGGACUUCGAGGGAUAAGCGGUGUUGGAGAGGGGAGCCUGAGGGUUCCCUCCUCUCGGAGUGCAGGAGCUCCCGGGCUCGUGGGGGCAUCGCCAUUUCACACUUCGCCAGCCAGGUAUGCAAGUGGGUGGGGCUGGUGAAAGGUGGCGUGAGGUGCCGGACAGUAUCAGCCAGGGGCCCUCCUGACGCUGCUGGGAGGGCAGCCAAGAGGCCCUGGGCUUGGGUGAGGCUGGUGAGUGUGGCGAGGGGUUCGGCUAGCAGGGCUAGCUGGGUGCGGAGGAAUGCGGCUGUGCCCUCGGCUGUGCCUAUAAAGCUGCCAAGCACGCGGACCCCUUCUGUGUUGAAAGGUAUGUCUGGGGGAAGGCGGUCGGGUGCAGGGCGCUCGGCUGACCAUGCUGCGCAUUUCGUGGGGUUGUGGGAGAGACCGAUGCGGUCCAUGGCGGCUGUGAAGGUGAGGAACGCCAAGGUGCAGGCGUCUGGGUUGCCGACGAAAGUGACGUCGUCAGCGUAUGCGAGGCAAAGGACCUCGGGGUGGGCCGCGGCGGUUGCCUGGAGGGCUGGGUGGAUGGCUGCUGCGAAGAGGAGGGGGCCCAUGGGGUCCCCUUGGCGAACUCCCCGUGCGCUAAGUAUGGGCGGGCUAUCAAACUCGGCGUCGAGAUAGAGCAGAGACGGCGCGCCAUACGAGAAUUGUAUAAAUGGAAAGAGCGGGCGGAGGGGCGAGGUGUUGAUUGCGUGGAUGAUUGCCCCCCGGUCAACGCUAUUAAAGGCGUUCGAGAGGUCGACUUGUAGGAUGAGUGAGCCCGGGCGCGCAGAGGUAAAGCCCCUGGUGGCGUGGAUGAUUGUUUCCCCGCCGCUUCUGAUGGCUACCCCGUAUUGGUGUGGUAGGAAGUAGUCUUGCGCGGGUUUCGUGGAGGAGAUUAGCGCAGAUUUUGCCGCUAGCCGGUGGAGACACUCGCCUAUAGCGAUGGGGCGGGUACCCCCAUCCGGUUUGGUAAGGGCCAGGAGGCGUGAGGAGGUAACGAGCUGGCUGACCUCGUGUGGCAGGUUACCCGCGAGUAGCCGCUGGACGAGUUUCUGAAGAUGUGUGGCGACGGAGGGGUUGGACAGCGAGGCAUCGCGCAGGUGCUCGAAGGUCAUCCCGGAGGGGCCUGCCCCAACUCCAUUUUCGGAGAGAGAAAGGAGCUUCGCGAACAUAGCGAAAUCGACUGUCGGUGGCCUGCAGUUUUCGUCGAGCUGUGGCCAGGUGAGGUUUUCGACAAGCGGAGGGGGGUGUUUUGACUGUAGCGCGUCCAGGACCGCGGGGGUGGACUUGCUGACUGGGGUCGAAGUCAACACGAGCAGGGCCCGUCGCAAACUGCCUCGUCGUACCAAGCCCUCGGCGCGGGAUAUUUUCCCAAGGGUGUCAGGUACGUGGCGGGGAGGGGGUGGCAGGGUGACAGCAGAGGCGGCUGCUUGAUACAGCGUGUCCCAUUGGCCCGCGAGAAAUUGUCGAAGGCGUCUUUCCGUCGCGGGCUAGUCAGGACGUCGUGGUGAAGAUAGGCGAAGAGUGAGGCGCGGGAGGUAAAGCAACAGGAUCCAACCCUCGAUGGAGGUUGGAUAUUUGGCGAGGAAAAGGAGGGGUGCUGGAGCGGACGAAGCCGCAUGAUGGGCUGUCGUCGUGUGUAGGUUCUUGUUGGUGAAGUGCGCCCUAGCGUGAGCGCUCUGGUAAGCUCUGUCAGGCUCUCCAUGCUUGUUUGCCGAGUGUAGUGUUGGCGGGUUGUAGACCCCGGAUGUGUGUAUUUGAUGUUGUCGUAGUUGACUUUGAAGCCGUGU
This is a messenger RNA of Closterium sp. NIES-67, 3462 nucleotides long. The record is from the annotation of a GenBank genome assembly. Lineage: Eukaryota; Viridiplantae; Streptophyta; Zygnematophyceae; Desmidiales; Closteriaceae.